This is a messenger RNA of Dibothriocephalus latus, 288 nucleotides long. The record is from the annotation of a GenBank genome assembly. NCBI's taxonomy places the organism in Eukaryota, Metazoa, Platyhelminthes, Cestoda, Diphyllobothriidea, Diphyllobothriidae.
AUCCGCCGCACGGUCAACUGGGGCUCCUGCUGGACCGGGAAUGCAAACGGCGACGAAUUCUGCCUGGCCCUAGGUGCUGCAGAUGCAAGAGUUGGCUUGGAAGCACUGGGAGUCAGUCUUCGCGAACCCGAGGACACCAUGAUAUUGUUCACCUCUUUGGAGGUUUGCACCCGAUUCCAGACUGUUGCUUUGGCUGUAAGGAGAGCGAUCGAGUCCGAACUGCAGCUGUCUGGAAAAAGGGGUGUCAGUGAGCGCUUGGGCGGAGGCAAGAAGGGCGAUGAAAGCUGA